Messenger RNA from Eruca vesicaria subsp. sativa (arugula), 639 nucleotides. NCBI's taxonomy places the organism in Eukaryota, Viridiplantae, Streptophyta, Magnoliopsida, Brassicales, Brassicaceae. The record is from the annotation of a GenBank genome assembly.
AUGACAAGACAAAAGGUGAAGAUGGUUUUCAUAGAAAAUGAGUCUGCAAGAAAAUCGACAUACAAGAAAAGAAAGAGAGGUAUCUUGAAGAAAGCCAAAGAGUUAGCAACUCUCUGUGGGGUCCCGGUCGGUGUAAUCAUCGACAGUCCGUACGACUCGAGCAUGGAGGUGUGGCCCUCGAGAGUUGAUAUGGACGACGUUGUGUCCCAGUGGCAGAGGUUACCGGAGAUGGACAGGACCAAGAAGAUGUUGAACCAAAAGACGUAUCUUGAACAGAGGAUCACCAAAGGAACCGAGGCAUUGAACAAGCAGAACAAAGAGAACAAAGAGUUGGAGAUGAAAGAGAUUAUGUUUGAUUGUCUUAGUGGCAAGAUUGCACCAUCCAGUAUUGACAGAAAUGACCUUGUUGGUUGUAGUAAUGUCAUUGAUCAGUACCUAAGGAUUCUUAAACGUAGGAUGGAGAUUCUUAGUAAGAACGAUGGAGCGUCCUCUUCAUCUGCUCAUGCUGCUGCUACAACAUCUGCUGCCAUGCCCAUAGUUGAGAUGGGUUCUUCUUCAACCGCAUUUUGCGAUAUGAUUCGUCAACAACAGAUGCAAAAUAACCUGAAUCACGCCGUUAUGGACUUGGAUUUGGAUUAG